UCUGUGCAGGCUCGUGGUGGAGCCGUGGUCCUGGUCUGAUCCUCAGCUCUCUGUCCUCCAGGCCGGUCAUGAAGUCCCCCGCUCCCGCAGCGGCCGCCGCGCUCUUAGCGCUGGCCGCCACCGUGCACGCCACCGCGCUCUUCCGGGAGACGUUCUCGGAUGGAGAUGGGUGGAAGGACCGCUGGGUCGAGUCCAAGCACAAGUCCGACUACGGCCAGUGGAAACUGAGUGCUGGGAAGUUUUACGGAGACGCCGAGGCCGACAAGGGCCUCCAGACCAGCCAGGACGCCCGCUUCUACGCCCUGUCGGCCAGCUUUGAACCCUUCAGCAACGAGGGGAAGCCCCUGGUGGUCCAGUUUACCGUCAAGCACGAGCAGAAGAUCGACUGUGGCGGCGGCUACGUGAAGAUCUUCCCGGCGGACCUGGACCAGACCAACAUGCACGGAGACUCGCAGUACUACGUCAUGUUCGGGCCCGACAUCUGCGGCUACAGCACCAAGAAGGUCCACGUCAUCUUCAACUACAAGGGCCAGAACCACCUCAUCAAGAAGGACGUCAAGUGCAAGGACGACGAGCUGACCCACCUGUACACCCUCAUCCUGAACCCGGACCAGACCUACGAGGUCCGGAUCGACGGAGAGAAGGUGGAGUCUGGUUCCCUGGAGGACGACUGGGACAUGCUGCCGCCCAAGAAGGUCAAGGACCCCGAGGCCAAGAAACCCGGCGACUGGGACGACCGGGCCAAGAUCGACGACCCGAGCGACACCAAGCCUGAGGACUGGGACCAGCCAGAGACCGUCCCCGACCCCGAUGCCAAGAAGCCCGAGGACUGGGACGAGGACAUGGACGGGGAGUGGGAGCCGCCCAUGAUCACCAACCCGGAGUACAAGGGCGAGUGGAAACCCAAACAGAUGGAGAACCCGGACUACAAGGGGGCGUGGGUCCACCCGGAGAUCGACAACCCCGAGUACAGCCAAGACUCCACCAUGUACAAGUUUGACAACGUGGGCGUGCUGGGCCUGGACCUGUGGCAGGUCAAAUCUGGAACCAUCUUUGACAACUUCCUGAUCACAGACGACGUGAAAGAAGCAGAGGACUUCGGGAAGACGACCUGGGGAGUUACCAAGGGACCAGAGAAGAAGAUGAAGGAGGAUCAGGACGACAUGGAGAGGAAGCUGAGGGAGGAGGAGGACAAGGGCGCGAAGGACGCUGAAGGUGACGAGGAGGAGGAAGAGGAGGAGGAAGAGGAGGAGGAAGAGAUGGAAGAGAAUAAGACGGACGAGGACGCUGAGACGGAGGAGGACAACGAGAUCCUGGAGAAGGACGAGUUGUAGGACGAGUUGUAGGACGAGUCAGCGGCUGAUGUUCCAGGUUAAACUGAGACGGACAGAACCCUGGCAGACUCACGGAGGGAGGGCAGGGGAGUGUGUGGGGGGGGGUUCUUUUUUCAAACUUCAGAUCAGAGAAGGGGAAAGUUUACUUGUUGGUUCUGGUUGAAGGUCUAAGUUGAUCAGAGUGUUGAUGUUGGUCUGUGAGUGUGCGCGUGUGUGUGUGUGUGUGUGUGUGCGCGCGCGUGUAGGGGUGUGUGUCUAGGUGGGGGUGUGUGUGUGUAAGGUUGUGUGUAAAUGGGGGGGGGGGGGGUCAGCAGUUCUUCUUUGAUGGUUUCAUGUGACGUCACACUGCUCAUGUUGAAAUCACCUUUUAUAAUUUAUUCUUAUUAGUCUCUGAAGUGUGUGUGUGUGUGUGUGUGUGUGUGUGUGUGUGUGUGUGUGUGUGUGUGUGUGUGUGUGUGUGUGUGUGUCCGUGCACAGACCAGCUCAGGUUCCUUGUUGGAUCAUCUCCACGUCUGCAGCGUGGUGAGGGGGUGAAUAAACUGCUUCUCUGAACAUCUGGUCUGGAUCAGUUUCUAGUCGUCUUCAGCGAGCAGAAACUUCUAGAAAUAAAAACAGAAAAAAGAAAAGA
This is a messenger RNA of Cololabis saira (Pacific saury), 1962 nucleotides long. RefSeq names its product calreticulin-like. Lineage: Eukaryota; Metazoa; Chordata; Actinopteri; Beloniformes; Belonidae. Gene Ontology annotation, cellular component: endoplasmic reticulum; endoplasmic reticulum membrane. The transcript has 9 exons. Gene Ontology annotation, molecular function: calcium ion binding. Gene Ontology annotation, biological process: protein folding. The record is from RefSeq and is a predicted model, not a curated record. Bases 69 to 1334 code for a protein of 421 amino acids.